Messenger RNA from Hevea brasiliensis (rubber tree), 462 nucleotides. Its product is annotated as wall-associated receptor kinase-like 2. Gene Ontology annotation, molecular function: protein serine/threonine kinase activity; ATP binding. The coding region runs from base 1 to 462 and encodes 153 amino acids. Gene Ontology annotation, cellular component: plasma membrane. NCBI's taxonomy places the organism in Eukaryota, Viridiplantae, Streptophyta, Magnoliopsida, Malpighiales, Euphorbiaceae. The record is from RefSeq and is a predicted model, not a curated record. Gene Ontology annotation, biological process: cell surface receptor signaling pathway; protein phosphorylation. The transcript is spliced from 2 exons.
AUGAGGGUACAGAUUGCUGGUGAAGUUGCUGGAGCACUUGCACAUUUGCACUCAGCAGCUUCUAUUCCUAUUUACCAUCGUGACAUUAAGUCCACAAAUGUACUCUUAGAUGAGAAAAAUAGAGCAAAAGUAUCAGAUUUUGGAACUUCAAGAUCAAUUUCCAUCAAUCAAACUCAUUUGACGACUCGUGUACAAGGCACUUUUGGUUAUUUGGAUCCAGAGUACUUUCAAUCCUGUCAGUUUAUAGACAAGAGUGAUGUUUUUAGUUUCGGAGUAGUUCUGGUAGAGCUUUUGAGUGGAGAAAAACCAAUUUGUUCAAGAAGCUCAGAAGAAAUCCCCUGCCAUGAGGAAGAAAUUAUUGAAGUUGCUAAUCUUGCAAAACGAUGCUUAAAUUUGAAUGGAAAGAAGCGACCUACAAUGAAAGAAGUUGCAAUGGAGUUGGAAGGGAUUCAAGCAUCAUGA